AUUCUAUGUUUGACAAAUUAAAAUAUGGGCAUAUAUUUAAACAUCUAAAAAAUUAAAAACCAAACAAUAAAUAUGAGUAACGGAUUGGAUAAAACGCAAAUUGCUGCGGUUCUACAGAUCCUUAAGAAAUAUAAUUUGAAGGGUACUGAAGAGUUGCUUCGUAAGGAAGCAAACCUUAGUGGAGAAGUAGGGGACCAACAGGAUUCUGAUGUCAGCAGCGUCUUAACAGGUUACAAAAGCGAUGGAGAUCCAGAAACCUAUGAGGCUUCAUAUAUGGAACUGAAACGAUUUGUUGAAAAUUCUCUGGAUAUUUACAAACACGAAUUAGGCGUCAUUCUGUACCCUGUUCUGGUCCAUAUGUAUUUGGAAUUGGUAUAUAAUGGUCACACAGAAAAGGCAAUAAUGCUGAUGAACAAAUUUGGACCGGAACAGGAUACAUAUUAUCAAGAUGAUUUGAAGAAACUAGCAAUGGUUACAAAAAGAGAUCACAUGAAUGGAAAUGAGCUAACUGACACAUUUAAAUCAAAUCAGUUCAUUAUUAGAAUGUCCCGAGAUACAUUGUCACUGUUAAAACGGCACUUAAACGAUAAGAAAGCCUCAGUGCUAUUAAAUAUAAUUCAGGAACACCUAUAUUUUGAUAUGUAUGAAGGUGUUGCCAGAAAUAAGAGCCAAAUUGAUGCUACAUCUGGUGCAGUAGGAGGAGAAGCCAAAAGACAAGAUAACAAGGCAAAAGUAUAUUAUGGAAUCCCAAAAGCGCCUGAUAUUCAGAUAUUGGCAGCGCCAGUGGAAGACGAGGAAGAUCCUGGCGACCAAGAUAACCCUGAUAAGCCAAAGAAGAAAAAGUCACGAAAAGAUCCAUUGCUAUCAAAGAAGACAAAAUCAGAUCCCAAUGCUCCUCCUCCAGACAGAAUCCCCGUUCCAGAUCUAAAAGACAACGACAAAAUCGAGAAACUCAAAGCUUUGAGGGAGGCGUCAAAACGUAUUAAUUUGGGUCCCGAAAAUUUACCAUCAUGUUGUUGCUAUACACUUUUAAAUUCAAAUUAUAGUGUUUGUUGUGCAGAAAUCACUGAAGACUCUAGCAUGUUAGCAGUGGGUUUUAAUGAUUCCAUUAUAAAAAUAUGGACUUUAGUACCUCAGAAGUUAAAAGCAAUGAAAUCGGCUGAACAACUGCAGGACGUCAACAUUGAAGCGGAAGACGUUUUAGUCAGAAUGAUGGAUGAACGAUCUGGCGAGACUUCACGCACUCUUUGCGGACACAAUGGACCAGUUUAUUCUGUCUCUUUCUCGCCAGACCGUACUUUGUUACUAAGCUGCUCAGAGGACACAACUAUAAGGCUUUGGAGCCUUCAGAUUUGGUCAUGUUUAGUGGUAUAUAAAGGUCAUAUGUUUCCCGUGUGGGAUGUUAAGUUUUCGCCACUAGGAUAUUAUUUCGCUUCCGCAUCGUAUGAUAGAACAGCUAGACUGUGGGCCACUGACCAUUACCAACCGCUCAGGCUUUUUGCUGGGCAUUUUUCUGAUGUAGACUGCAUUCAGUUUCAUCCAAAUUCCAAUUAUAUAGCGACUGGUUCGAGCGAUAGACGAGUGUGCCUUUGGGACAUAACCACUGGACACCAUGUCCGUUUAAUGACAGGCCACAAGUCACCCAUACACGCUUUGGCUUUUAGCGUUUGCGGGCGUUUUCUGGCAUCCGCAGGAGCGGAUUGCCGGGUGCUAAUAUGGGAUUUAUCCCACGGGCAUUUGGUCGCCGAAUUGAUUGGCCACGGUAAAACCAUACACUGUUUAGCGUUCAGCAGAUGCGGAAACGUGUUGGUAUCGGGAGGUUUGGACUGUAUGGUGAAGUUGUGGAAUUUCACUAAGCUCACUGAAGAGACCAAUUCCGAAGACGUUAAUAUAUCACAUAAUCCAGACGUGAGGACAGGAGAUGAUUACCUUUUAAGAACAUUCCAGACUAAAAAUUCCCCUCUAAUAAGUUUGCACUUUACCAGGAGAAAUCUUAUGAUUGCGGUAGCGGUGUUUGACGGAGUUAUGACAUGAGA
This is a messenger RNA of Cylas formicarius (sweet potato weevil), 2036 nucleotides long. RefSeq names its product transcription initiation factor TFIID subunit 5 (gene Taf5). The record is from RefSeq and is a predicted model, not a curated record. NCBI's taxonomy places the organism in Eukaryota, Metazoa, Arthropoda, Insecta, Coleoptera, Brentidae. The transcript is spliced from 7 exons. Gene Ontology annotation, biological process: transcription initiation at RNA polymerase II promoter. The coding region runs from base 73 to 2034 and encodes 653 amino acids. Gene Ontology annotation, cellular component: transcription factor TFIID complex. Gene Ontology annotation, molecular function: RNA polymerase II general transcription initiation factor activity; protein binding.